Lactuca saligna is the source of this 873-nucleotide messenger RNA. The record is from the annotation of a GenBank genome assembly. Lineage: Eukaryota; Viridiplantae; Streptophyta; Magnoliopsida; Asterales; Asteraceae.
AUGGAGUGGAACUGGGAGAUUGAAAUGCCAAAGAGUUUAGCAAUUUCUAGCCAUGAAAAUGAUGAUCAUCAUUAUUCUUUUUCGGGUCUGGUGGAAGAAGGUGCAGUUAUAUCGGGUGAGGCCUUGAUUGGGUUGAAGCUAGGUCGUGCAUCAUCGUGUUCUCCAGUCGUGAAGAGAACUCGAGGGUCAUAUCAGAGUUCUCAUUUGGCACGUUGUCAAGUUGAAGGCUGCAAUCUCAACCUUGCUUCAGCUAAAGAUUACCAUCGUCGGCACAGGAUUUGUUCUGAUCAUUCCAAAAGCCCGAAAGUCGUUGUUGCAGGGAUGGAACGUCGGUUUUGCCAGCAAUGUAGCAGGUUACAUGAUUUGUCGGAAUUUGACGAGAGGAAGCGUAGCUGUCGUAGACGCCUCUCAGCACACAAUGCCAGACGAAGGAGGCCACAGUCUGAGGACACGUCAUUCAAUUCCACAAAUAGGAGAGCACAUAUGAGUUUUCUCGUGAACAGGGGCUCGACCCCAUCCCCGAACUCAACUCCACAAAGUUCUUCCAACUUCAUUGGUAGAGGCCUUGACGUGAUACCCAAUGGUACUUUAUCAGAUCGCUCGUCUUUCCAUGGUGUCAUGCAUAGAAACGUUAAUCAUGAAGGUUUAGAAUCAAAUUCUAACAUGAUUUACACAAUGGAAGCUCAACAUGCUUACUCUCUUCAGACUACAACUUCUUGGGGAUUUAAUGGCCCCGGUGAACCUUCAAGUUUUGAUCAAUUUAUACAUGGAAACAACAUCGACUUGACACAAACUGAGAUGCCACUCGAGCUUCAGAAUAGCUGCAACGAUCAAAUACCACAUCAUAAUUUCGACUACUUUUCUUCGGAUUAA